GUGCGGGUCACGUGAACAGAGGGUUGGAAACGUCUGAACGGAAAUGGCAGGUUCGAGGAGCUCCACUCGAUUAAUGGGUGCUUAUAUUCUGUUUUUCGUCCCCUUUUUGGCUUUGGGGACCGCCACGUCUCAAGUGCCAUUUCUUAUGUGGUCCAGUGAACGCUUACCACCACUGGCUUCGCCUGCAGCUGGUCAUAUAACCUCUUAUGAGCAGCUGAGUGCCUACCUCACCUCUGCCUUCAGCUCUGGCUCCCACACUGUGCUGCUGUUCCUGCAGGACAAGUUAAGCAAAGAUGACUUCACAGUCUUCGGUGGCGCAUUUGGGAACAAGCAAGAUAGUGCCUUUAAAAACCUUGAGGCUGCAAUUCAGUCUUCUUCCUCAUCGGUGACGCUGCCUGCCUUGGAGUGGACGGGCUCCUUUGACGUAGCAGCUUUGCUGCAGGAGAAGCUUGGCGUUUCACCUCUGCUUGUUGAUGCAGACACUCUGUCACACCUGAGCAUCAAAACAUCUGUCAGCAACCUGCUGCUCAUCAAUCUUCCAUAUUGUAGCAGCUUGCAGAAGUCAUGCAAGGAAGUCCUACAUGAAAAUGAUGAGAUUAUUGGAAAUGCUCUGAGUUUGAUGAAAGCCAAAAAAGUCCCAUACACAGCGAUAUACACAGGACUCAGGCCAUCGCGAGUGAUUUCAGAACUACCUGUGUCUGAUCAGUCGGUGGGUCGGACCUUGCAACAAACAGCUGUACCUGAUGUCAAGCCUCCCAUCAUAUUUAAUGGAUCGGGUGGUCCCUGCAUAAUGCUGUGGGCUCAGAAUCUCAGCGUCAGACUUAGCCAAAACUCACCAUGGACCGACCUUGCUCAGGAAACACCUUCCUUGUCAGGAUCAUUCUGUGAUGGCAGUACCUCACAGCUUGUGCUCACUUACUUAUCAGGCUUUAAUUUAAGCUUUGUACUGAGGCAGCGGUUCUAUUCUGUGUCUGCACGAAACUGGUCUAUCCUGGACACUGUUGAACUGAAGUACAAAAAUCUAAGUGCCUCUUACACUGCAAACCGUAGCAUCUAUACUCCUGCGGAGUAUUCCUUCCACUGCCAGUCUGUCACCAACUUUGGAGAUGCCCUGCUCUUUCCAAAAAUCACAGACCAAAACUCAUCAGAGUGGAGUUUAAAUUUUAUUGACUUCCAGAUUCAGGGCUUUGGGUUGUCCAACAGCACAGAUUUCUCCUACGCCAGUGACUGCGCGAGCUUCUUCACCCCAGCAAUUUGGAUGGGACUGUUGACUGUGCUGCUUAUGCUGCUGAUUUUGGUGUACGGUCUGCACAUGAUCAUGCAGGUUAACACCAUGGAUCGAUUCGAUGACCCCAAAGGCCCAACGAUUUCAGUUCCUCAGACAGAGUGAAUCCCUUAAUAAGAAAAAGGGAAAAAAAAAAAAACACUCCUCAGUUUUCGAGUGCCCCUUAGUAGAUCUGGGAUAGAGGAAAGUACCCCUUUGCCUUAUAGCUUUUGUUUGUUUGGGUCUUUUUCUUUACUGAAUUUUAUUGUAUGUUUCUUUUGAGUCCUUCCACAGCUGUAUUUUUUUGUUAUUUCUCAGAAGCGGCUAUUUUGGCACAUUCUACAUCAACUCACCAUAUUUACAGAUUCCUUAGUGUCUUUUUAUUGUUUUGUUUUGUUUUGUUUUUUUUAGAGCAUGUGCUCAGAUAUGUGCCAAAUUCUUGGUGCCAGACGCAGCUGAUAUUUUUACUAAAAUAAUUUGCACGCACAUCUGAGAAUGACUUCUUUGCCAAGAUGAAUGUGAUCGCUGAAUGCUGUAGGACCGUUUCAGACCUCACUUCUUAACUUUUUAAAUUUUCCCCGAGCUUAAGUGUAAUUUAAAGACUACUGGUAAUGAAAGAAGUGCCUGUGUGUAUAAAUGAUCAUUUGUGAUAUGCUGCUUUGAAAUUGUGUUACAGAAGUUUCCUAAUAACUUAACAUUGAUUCAGUUCUGUUGCCAUUCACUUGUCAUGGCCAAAUGGCACAUGUACACCACUGAUAUCCAAUAUUUUCUUGGCAAGUAAUUUAUUUGUAUAAAAGGACUUUAUCUGCCUUUAAAGUACCCUCUGCUUCAUGGUGAUCAGCUAUUUUAAUGACAGUGCCUUGUUUUCAAAAAUAUUGAUGCGCAUUUGCAGUGUGCAACAUGCUUUGUUUAAUUGCAAAUAAAAGAUAAAUUCCUAUGUAA
Messenger RNA from Archocentrus centrarchus (flier cichlid), 2206 nucleotides. Its product is annotated as V-type proton ATPase subunit S1-like. Gene Ontology annotation, cellular component: proton-transporting V-type ATPase complex. The transcript is spliced from 10 exons. Gene Ontology annotation, molecular function: ATPase activator activity. The coding region runs from base 44 to 1390 and encodes 448 amino acids. The record is from RefSeq and is a predicted model, not a curated record. Lineage: Eukaryota; Metazoa; Chordata; Actinopteri; Cichliformes; Cichlidae.